GCGCUGUUGUUGAGUCACGAUUGCUUGUGUUCGCGCGGUGUAAACAAGACGCGGUCGCUAGAAGACCAAAGCCUAAGAACUUUGUAGAAGAUAUUGGAACUUGUAUGUUUUAAUUUAAUGUCGCUCUAGUUAUUAAUAUGGUACUCCAGUGAAGUCUGCGUUACUGGGGUGUAAUUGGGAACCUAAAAAGUGUAUUAAAACCACUGCACGUUCCCGCACGCCCUUCUCCUGCCUUCGGCCUGGCUGUCCCAAUCAAGCGCCUGGGAAAACCCCUGGAUGCCCAGGCCUGCGUUGACGGGGUUUAUAGACGGGGUCUGCUAAGAAGCAGAACCUUUUCAGAAUGGAGUCUGAAGUAAAGGAUGGAGAGGAGGAAAGCUUGCAGACUGCUUUCAAGAAGUUACGAGUAGAUGCAGAUGGAUCUACAGCAGCCAUUCGAGCCUCUGAAACACCAACUCAGAGAAUACAGUCUCGUAGUAAUUCUGAUAGCGCCAAACCCAAGAUGGCUUGUACAAAAGAUAACUGGCAUGGAUGUGCAAGAAAGUCUUCAAGAGGAGUAGUUCGAAAUCAGCGCAGAAGACGUUCAAAGUCUCCUAUUCUCCUUCCUCCUAAAUUUACAUACUGUAGCUCUAGAAUGUCUUCCCCUGCCUGUUGCCUCAAGCACAAAAGCCAGUGUGAAACAAGCAAAACUACUGCUGCCUUGGGAACCUCGCUUCAGAAGGAUCUCCUUCAGCCUAGUCCUUGUUCUCCUGUUUUUGGCACCACAACAUAUGAACCCUACUGCCUUGAUGUGAAAGGAGCCACUGCUGCUAAAGAAAAUUCCCUAAUCACCUCUGACGAUGAGCAAGUAACCAUAAAGCCUUCCGUGUCUGGAAGCCCGAAAGCCUACAGUGAGAAACCGCCAAACUCAAAUAUGCCAUCAGACUUUCAAACAUUAUCUAAGCUGAAUGAGGACCAAGGCUGUUCCUGUCCUCAGGAUGAGUGCCAAUGCAAAAGCUGGCAGGGUGUAGAAGUUUACUCUUUUACUGGCCUUCGGCAUGUCAUAUCGGAGUGUGAGAAAAAUAUGACCGCUGAGGAAACCUCUCAAAUGACAGCACAGAGGAGAACUCAGAGUGGCUCUGGAACAUCGGGAUCUCCACGCUCUUGCUCAGAGCAAGCAAGAGCGUAUGUUGAUGAUAUUACUAUUGAGGACCUUUCGGGUUAUAUGGAGUACUAUUUGUAUAUCCCCAAGAAGAUGUCUCAUAUGGCAGAGAUGAUGUACACUUAGUCCCAAUAGCUUAGUUAGAAUAGCUAAGCGUGUUUGUGCUGUUAUCGGAGAGGGCGCCACUGAAUUCCAGAUUAUAUUUAAAUUGAUCUGUUAGUCUUGAAUUCUUGUCUCUUGUUUAUUCUUUUAUCUUCAAUCCCAGAAUACAUGCACAAAAUGUGUUUUGAGUCAUCUAAAAGUAAUGUUUUAGUCGUUAUAAAUAAUGCUGGUUUACAUGAUAUUAUUGCCAAAGUUAGACUGGAGUAUUGCAGAUGUAAAUCUGUUGCAUUCAAACUGUCGGCCAUUAGAACUAUUUUCUGGAGUUAUUAGAAAAGUCACUUUCACCUUGUCUCAAAAUAAAAUUGUUGGCAUUGUAA
Messenger RNA from Erpetoichthys calabaricus (reedfish), 1617 nucleotides. It is a transcript of the gene oser1, whose product is annotated as oxidative stress responsive serine-rich 1. NCBI's taxonomy places the organism in Eukaryota, Metazoa, Chordata, Cladistia, Polypteriformes, Polypteridae. The record is from RefSeq and is a predicted model, not a curated record. Bases 341 to 1264 code for a protein of 307 amino acids. Gene Ontology annotation, biological process: cellular response to hydrogen peroxide. The transcript has 4 exons.